UCGUCGUCACCAACCUCUCCACGUAGUGUCGUUGAGUCGAGUGGUAGUAGUUAAUCUUCAGAAACCCCCAGAGAAUUAUAAAUAGUACUACCUACUACUAUAUGGGAAACGGUUGAACAAACCUAAACUCACAGCCCGAAUCAAAUCCCCCAAUUCUUGUUUCGAUCGCUCGAGCUCCAAACACACAGCUAUGGCGAUUGAUCCUGAGCAGCAACCAAUCUCCUCUGUUUCCAGAGAGGUUGGUAAGUCAUCUGGUGAGAUCAGCUCAGAAAGGGAGCCUCUUAUUAAAGAGAAUCAUGUCCCAGAAAACUACUCUGUGGUUGCAGCCAUUCUCCCGUUUUUCUUUCCAGCUCUCGGAGGACUGCUUUAUGGUUAUGAAAUUGGUGCAACUUCUUGUGCAACCAUUUCACUUCAGUCGCCUUCAUUAAGUGGAGUUUCAUGGUACAACUUGUCCUCAGUGGAUGUUGGUCUAGUUACCAGUGGCUCACUUUACGGUGCAUUAUUUGGCUCAAUUGUGGCUUUUACUAUUGCUGACGUUAUAGGAAGAAGAAAAGAGCUGAUCUUGGCUGCACUAUUGUUUCUCAUUGGAGCCCUUGUGACUGCACUAGCACCAAUCUAUUCCGUUCUGAUAAUUGGACGGGUUACUUAUGGGGUCUCAGUUGGACUGGCAAUGCAUGCGGCUCCGAUGUACAUUGCAGAGACUGCUCCAAGUGAGAUUCGUGGACAACUGGUAUCACUAAAGGAAUUCUUCAUAGUCCUUGGGAUGGUUGGAGGUUAUGGAAUCGGUAGUCUUACAGUCAACAUUCUCUCUGGUUGGCGUUACAUGUAUGCAACAAGUGUCCCUUUGGCUGUUAUUAUGGGAAUUGGGAUGUGGUGGCUCCCAGCAUCCCCUAGGUGGCUUUUGUUGCGCGUCAUACAGGGGAAAGGGAAUGUGGAGAACCAAAGAGAGGCUGCAAUCAAAUCUCUUUGCCGCCUUAGAGGUCCUGCUUUUGUUGAUUCAGCUGCUGAACAAGUGAGCGAGAUUUUAGCUGAACUUUCUGUUGUGGGCGAGGAUAAAGAAGUCACAUUUGGUGAACUAUUUCAAGGGAAGUGCUUGAAAGCUCUCAUCAUAGGAGGAGGUCUAGUCUUGUUUCAACAGAUAACUGGGCAACCAAGUGUGCUUUAUUAUGCACCUUCAAUACUGCAGACCGCUGGAUUUUCUGCCGCAGGUGAUGCAACAAGGGUCUCAAUUCUGCUUGGUCUAUUGAAGUUGAUUAUGACAGGAGUAGCUGUUGUAGUUAUUGACAGACUUGGAAGGAGACCAUUACUUCUUGGUGGUGUUGGCGGCAUGGUUGUCUCAUUAUUCCUGUUGGGGUCAUACUACCUCUUUUUCAGCGCCUCACCAGUUGUUGCUGUUGUUGCACUGUUGCUUUAUGUGGGCUGUUACCAGCUAUCCUUUGGUCCAAUUGGUUGGCUGAUAAUCUCGGAGAUAUUUCCCCUUAAGUUAAGAGGUCGAGGUCUCAGUCUAGCAGUGCUUGUGAAUUUCGGUGCAAACGCACUUGUGACAUUUGCUUUUUCACCCCUAAAGGAACUGUUGGGAGCUGGGAUACUGUUCUGUGCGUUUGGUGUGAUAUGUGUUUUAUCUCUAUUCUUCAUAUUCUUCAUUGUGCCAGAGACAAAAGGUCUCACUCUUGAGGAAAUUGAAGCCAAAUGUCUCUAAAAAGAAUCAUCAGUGCGUGCAGGUUCAGAAAUAAACAUAUGUCUCCAAGUGUCUAGUGAAUCACAAAUCUGCUGCACAAGAUACACAUCAUUAGGUUUUUGAAGCAUUGGUUACUUCAGAGGCUCUAAUGCUCGAGCAAAAUUCACAUGUACGAAAGAAUUAAUAUUUUCAAAUAUCGUUGUAGUAAUUGUAAAAGAUAAAAAGGAAAAACAUCAUAAAAGAUAAAUAAAAUUUGUAAAAUGAUUCCCCCAGAGGUUCUACCUGCUG
Molecule: messenger RNA, 1966 nt
Organism: Camelina sativa (false flax)
Lineage: Eukaryota; Viridiplantae; Streptophyta; Magnoliopsida; Brassicales; Brassicaceae
Product: D-xylose-proton symporter-like 2
Biological process (GO): D-glucose transmembrane transport
Cellular component (GO): membrane
Molecular function (GO): D-glucose transmembrane transporter activity
Source: RefSeq, a predicted model, not a curated record